Patiria miniata (bat star) is the source of this 2049-nucleotide messenger RNA. RefSeq names its product E3 ubiquitin-protein ligase TRIM33-like. Gene Ontology annotation, molecular function: ubiquitin-protein transferase activity; zinc ion binding. The transcript has a single exon. Gene Ontology annotation, biological process: positive regulation of DNA-templated transcription. The coding region runs from base 21 to 1991 and encodes 656 amino acids. The record is from RefSeq and is a predicted model, not a curated record. Gene Ontology annotation, cellular component: chromatin; nucleoplasm. Lineage: Eukaryota; Metazoa; Echinodermata; Asteroidea; Valvatida; Asterinidae.
GACGUCUCUAAGAAAGAAAGAUGGCAUCAAGACAGCCUAAUGUCACUGCUCAAUUUGUGUUGGGUAAGAUCAGUCGAGAUCAUCUGGAAUGCCCCAUUUGCAAAGACCGUUUCACUGAGCCUAAAAUACUUGACUGUCUGCACAGUUUUUGUCAGGAAUGUCUCAAAGAAGUUAAACAGCGUCAACGUCCACAAAAAUCAAAACUUGUGUGUCCCCUCUGCAGACGUGAAACCAUACUAAAGGGAGACGUUUCCCAUUUGCCAAGUGACUUCAAACUGAGUGCCUUGGUGGAUGAGGUCAAUGUCCAUGAAAAGCUACUCGAAGGUCAAAGGUCGCAGCUCAACUGUCAAGCCUGUGACCAAGAGAAUCAGGCUGUGUCAAGAUGCAUGGAUUGUGAUCAUUUUCUCUGCAAAGAAUGCCAAGCAGUGCACGGGCGUAUGACUUUAAUGAAAACGCAUAAAAUCUACUCGCUGGCCCAGCUUCAAUCAGGAGAGGUAACUUACAAGAGUAAGAUUAGAGAGUACACUCCAAAAUGUGCCAGGCAUUCCGAUCAAAAUCUCACUAUUUACUGUAACACAUGUGAGAAGUUGGUGUGCACAACUUGUGCUAUUACGGUAGAUCAUGAGAGACACUCUUGUGUUGAUCUAUCCCAAGCUGUCGACAAGUGCAAACAAGAUGUUGCUAGAAUGUCUGCAAAAGCUAAACAAAACAAAGCAAAACUGAAAACAAACAUAAGUGAAAUAGAUGCAAACUACAAAAAACUGAAUACCAUGUAUGCAGACACAACCAAGAAAAUCUCCAGUAAGGCUGACAAGGAGGUUGCUAGAAUCACGAAGGAGAUCAGACAGGAAGAGCAGAAACUGAGGCAAGAGGCAGAUACAUUCUUCAAAGACAGAGCCAAGACAUUGAAAACUGCUCGUGCCACAAACAGCAGCCGUCUGACUCAGACUGAGAAAAAACUGCACGAGGUUACCAACUUCGUGACUCAAGCAAGUUGCCAUGAGCUUCUUGAUUUCAAACCUAAACUCCUGUUUAAUCUGAAAGAAUCGACCCAAGAACAAUCUGAGAAAGGGCCGGACAGUAUGUCCUCAUUUAUGGAUUUUGAGGAAGGUACUGGGACGUCACUUGGGAGGCUGGUGCUGGAAGACUCACCAACACCCAGCUCAGAUGUCACAGCUAAGGGUUCACAGACACGGUGGAAGCUUAAAAGACCGAUGGAAACAUUUGGACCAACAAAGAAAACAUUUGGCUUGGUUGAUGAAAUUGCCACAUUAUCUAACAAUGAAAUUGUCGCGUUAGACAGGAAGCAUAACAAGUUAAUCACUCUUCAGUCUGAUGAAAUUUCACAAGAACUGCAACUUGCAGGUCUCACUGAACCAAGCCAUGUUACAGUAAACAGGGAUGAUGAAAUUGUUGUUCUUGACAAACCCUCUGUCAAGAUCUUCAAGAAAGGUGUGUCGUCCUGCCUCCAUCAGUUCCAACCAGGUCGGGGGAUAUUGACAAGCGACACCCCAACCUGCCUUGCAGUGGAUGGUGGGGAUGUGAUCGCAGUGGGUUACGAGAAACAGAAAAGGAUCUCACUGCAUAAGAGAGAUGGAUCCCUCAUCAGGAGAAUACCUGCUCCAAUGAUUGGGUACAAUUUGACAAUCUAUAAGCAGCGGCUUUUCUACACCUACAAUGGAGACAACAAGACACUUCUACUGUCAGUUGACAUAUAUGGUCACAUGGUCUUUACAGUUGAUAUUCCCAGCAACAAUGAAGGGAAGUGGCAUGCUGGUGGUCUGUGUUGCGACAAGGAUGGCAACAUAUAUGUGGCUGUAUCUGGGUGGCCUGUUAAUCAACUUGGUGAAAUUCAGCAUUUCAGUCAUGACGGACAGUACCUCGGCUGUGUCAUCGUGGAGUUUGACUGUAUGGAUGACAUCACAUGUACACCAGCUGGUGAACUGGUUGUGGCAACAACAAAAAGUGUUUGCGUCUAUCACAAAGUGUAAAAAUUGACAUUAAACCAAUUACUUAAAGCUAUAGUCCAUCAUUUGCAACUAUCCGAAA